Messenger RNA from Lolium perenne, 1083 nucleotides. The record is from RefSeq and is a predicted model, not a curated record. NCBI's taxonomy places the organism in Eukaryota, Viridiplantae, Streptophyta, Magnoliopsida, Poales, Poaceae.
AUGUCCAGCGCCGCCACCAACACCACCCCCGCCACCAUGACCGGCGCCCACGCGCUGCAGGGGGCCGCCGCCGCAACCGGAGACCUGGCCGCCGCCAUCCCCACGGGCCUCGACCUCCUGCCCGCUACCUUGGCGGACCUCGCUGACAGCCUCCACGCCAUCCGCUUCGAGCUCGCGGAGAUCAAGGCCGGCCAGCACCCGCCGCCCCCACCGGCCGCCGUUCCGCCGCCGCCCCCACCGGCCGCUGUUCCGCCGCCGCUCCCACCGGCCGCCUCCGCCGCCAGCAAUGGCCGGCCCGCGUGGUGGCCGCCGUCGCCCUCGCUGAUUCCCACAUGGACCGACGCGUCACCCGUCUACACUCAUACUGCGGCGCGGACGACGGUUCAGCAGCCCGCCCACCGCCCUGGCGGUCCUGGCGGGUUUACGGGCCCCUUCGCCGCGAGCACGUCCUUCAACCCGGGCCGCCAGGAGGGCUCCCCCGAGGUUCCGCCUUUGGCACAGCAGCCGCCCCGCUUCACUAAGCUGGAGUUCGCCACCUACGACGGCGCCACCGACCCCCUGAGCCCGGCCGAACCGGACUUCGCCGACCACUUUCAGGCGAUCGCGUGCCAUGCCCCGGGCGUCUCGGCACGGCAGCUCGCCGAUCUCUUCGUCGGCGGCCUCCCCGACUACAUCCGCGUCGACGUCGAGAUGCGCGAGCCGGCGGACCUGCAGACGGCCAUGCACUACGCACGAGCCUACGAGCAGCGCGCCCUCGCCAUGCAGCAGGUCUACGCGCAACGUGGCAGCGCUCGUCCCGCUCCCCGGCCCGCCCCGACACCCACCGCCCCGCCGCGCCCCGCACCGGCCGCUGCGCCCGCAGGCCCUCCUGCGCCGACUCGCCCCUUCAAGCGGCUGACGGCUGCGGAGCAGCUUGAGCGGCGCCGCCAGGGGCUGUGCUUCAAGUGCGACGAGAAGUACGCACCGGGCCACACGUGUGCCCGCCUCUUCUACCUGGAGACCGUCGACGACGCCGACGUUGAGACCCUCACCGCCGAGCUCGCGGCCUCCACCGUCACUGAGGCCGGUGUCACGACCCUGUGA